UUGUUGUUAAAAAUUUGUGUGCUUACAGAUAAGGCGCUGAUGCAGUCGCCAUGCGCGAUCUCAAGCAGCGCUUGUUCGAUCUGUUGCGUUCUGGCGGCAUUUCCGUUGGCGACAACAACAAUGCCGGCGGCAACAGCAGCAGCAAUAAUAACAACAACAACAACAAUGGCAUCUCUCACCCUCAGCUGCUGCAGCAACAACAACAUCAGCAGCAGCAACAGAUGAUUUAUUCACCUCUGCAGCCGAUGCCCAAGCCCAAGAAACUACAUGAAUACACGGCCGCCGACUGCAAUGCGGCAUUUCUUCGCAAAUAUCACGAUCUGAGCAUUAGCAGAGAGCGCGACAGAGACAGAGAUAGAGAUGCCGACAGGUUGUUGCGCGAACGAGAUGGAGAGAUGGAGCGUGGACAGCGGGAACUCAACAACGGGGCUGCCAACGUGAUUUAUUUCAACGAAAACUUAUCGAUGACCAGCAAAUACAAUGUACGGCAAUUUCCCCUCACACGCUACCCCUCCUGCCCACUGAGCAGCUUCGGCAUUUCGCCCCAUCGCCAAGGGGGAGAGGGGGGCAGUGCGGGCAGCAGUUUGGCUGAAGAGGACACGGAAAGUGACCGUUAUAAUUUUUGCUCGGACGAGGAUCAAAGCAGCAAUGCACAAACGCUCAAGCUGCGUUGCCACAAACUGUUGCAUCUGGACACCGAACCCGACGACGAUGAUGACGAAGAUCGGAUGCCGGAUCAUGAUGGAUGUGAAGGGCAUAACGAGCGGAACUUGCAGCACAUCGAUGACGAUGAGCAGCCCGAAUCCGAGUCGCAACUCGACUCCUUUUGCACACUCUGCACCUCGACGUUCAGCUACAACAAAUGUUGUCGCUUCUGCGACAAUUCGCUGUGCGGUUCCAAGUGCAACUCGGAACGUGGUUCGCAUGCCAGUCGCCUUAGCUGCAAUCUGAAUGGAUCGCAAUAUCCUGGCGGCGACAACAACGAACUCGAUUGCAAUCCCCAGCAGUUGCAGUUGCAGUAUCAUCAUCAGCAGUUGCAGCUGCAACAUCAGCAGCUCCAACAACAGCAGCAACGUUUUGGCGGCAGCAUGAGACUUUUGACUGCUCAGCAGCAGCAGCAGCCCAAAAUCGCCGCAUCGGCAGCUAUCAGAACCAUUAACGACUAUGCGCUCAACUCGAAUCUGCACUUGAAGCACAACAACCACAACAACAACAACAACAAUAACAAAUUGAACAAGCUGUACAACAAAACGAACAAUAAGAUAAACAACAACAUUAACAAUUCGAACAACAACAACAUUAAGAACAAUCACAACAUACAGAACAGAAUGCACGCCCAUCAGCUGGACUCGUAUCUGGCCGGGAUACCGAUGACCAUGAACAUGGGUGGCCCAAUGCAUCCGGGCAACAUUUCUGGCAACGAAAGGCCCAAUGGAGGAGCAUUGGCAUUGCAUUAUGCCGCUGCCAGAGGCUGUUUGGAUUGUGUUCAGCUGCUGGUUGCCGCGUCUGUUGACAUUUGCGCCAAUACGCAAAUGGACAAUGAUGUCACGCCCGUUUAUCUUGCCGCCCAGGAGGGGCACUUGGAGGUGCUCAAGUUUCUGGUGCUUGAAGCCGGCGGCUCGCUUUAUGUUCGCGCACGCGACGGCAUGGCACCGAUCCAUGCCGCUUCACAAAUGGGCUGCUUGGAUUGCCUCAAAUGGAUGGUGCAAGACCAGGGCGUGGACCCCAAUUUGAGGGAUGGCGACGGGGCAACACCACUGCACUUUGCCGCCUCGCGUGGCCAUCUGUCGGUGGUGCGUUGGCUGCUCAAUCACGGGGCCAAAUUGUCGCUGGACAAAUACGGCAAAUCGCCCAUUAACGAUGCGGCCGAGAAUCAACAAGUUGAGUGUCUCAAUGUGCUGGUGCAACAUGGCACCACAGUGGACUACAACAACAAGAAUAACGCACAGCGUCACAAGUCACAGCAGCAUUUGCAACACCAGCAACAGCAACAGCAGCAGCAGCAGCAACACUUGAGCAGCAGCUGCAACUCGAAUACGAAUUCGAGCAAACAGACAAGCCGCAGCAACACGAUCAAAUCGAAAUCAUCCUCCACGCUCAGCUCCGAUGUGGAGCCCUUCUAUCUGCAUCCGCCCGCAGUCACAGCGGCUGCUGCUGCCGCUGGCGUUGGCAUCUCGCGUAAGAACAGCGAUGCCUUGUACUCGCAGCAAUCGCGCAGCUCAUCGGAGAAGCUCUAUGGUGCAAAUGGCGGUGGCAACAGUGGCACAAGUGCCACGGCCAGUGCUGGCGGUGGCGGUGGCGGAGGCGGUGCUAAUGGCGGUGGUGCAUUGCUGCCCAACGAUGGCCUCUAUGUGAAUCCGAUGCGUAAUGGCGGCAUGUAUGCGACGCCAUCGCCAAAUGGCAGCAUCUCGGGCGAAUCGUUCUUUCUGCAUGAUCCGCAGGAGAUUAUCUAUAAUCGAGUGCGCGAUCUGUUUGUCGACUCCGAUUGCAGCAGCGUGAAGCAGCAUCAGAUGUCCACAAUGCAUCCAAUGCAUCAGCACUCGCACUCGCAUCAGCAUUCGCAUCAGCAUCAACAUCAACAUCAACAUCAGCACUCACAUGGCUUGCCAUCAUCAAAGUCGGGCAAUGCCAUUAUGACCAUUCAGGCCGAUGUGCAUUCGAGCUCCAGUGGCGCUGGCAGCGGCUCCGAUGAGUCUGUCUCCAUCUCGUCCAGCUUCAAUUCGCCAAAGAGCAGCAGUCAUCAUCACAACAGCAACACAAACAGCAACAGCAGUCAUCAUCACAACAGCAACAGCAACAGUCACAGUCACAAUCAUCAGUUGCGCAGCCAGAGCUUCAAUCGUCAUGGCAGCAGCAGCAAUAUCAAUGGCAUUGCCAACAACCACAACAGCAACAACAACAGCAACAACAACAGCAGCAAUAAUACUGCCAAAAGCAACAACAGCAAUACGAACAACAAUUACAAACAGCACAAGAGCAGCAUUGUCAAUGGCAGCAACAGCAACAUUAGCAACAUUGGCAAUCAGAAUGGCGAUCACGACUACGAGGACAUUUAUUUGGUGCGCGAAGAGUCGCGCAAGCAACAUCAGCAUCAUCAGAUGCAGCAACAACAUCAGCAGCAGCAACAACAGCAGCAGCAACAACAUCAGCAGCAGCAACAGCAACAGUUGCUGUCACAGCAACAGCACAAAUACAAUGUGGGCAGAUCUCGCUCUCGCGAUAGCGGUUCACAUUCCCGCUCCGCCAGCGCCAGCUCUACACGCAGCACAGACGUCGUGCUGCAAUACAGCAACCAUCAUUUGAACAACAAGCGCAACAACUAUAACAACAACAACAGCAACAACAACAGCACCGGCAACAACAACAAUAACAACAAUAAUAAUAUGAGCCUGUUGAAUCGCAACAAAUCGCAUUCAAUGAUCGGUUUGCACAGCAGCAAGUACGAGUCAUCGAUCAAGGACAACUACAGCGGCAAAAAUGUGAAUUUGAAUCUGAAUCAAAAUCAGAAUCUCAAGAAUCAGCUGCUGAAUGGCGGCAUCAAGAGCGACACCUAUGAGAGCGUCUGUCCGCCCGAGGAUGUGGCCGAGAGGACAAAGCAAACGCACAAGAACUCGAUGAUACGCAACAAUCUGAUGGAUGCAACAAUGCUCAGCAGCACGCCCAACAUUGCCACCCACAACAGCAACAACAGCAGCAGCAACAACAACAUUGGUGCUAACAACAACAUCAGCAACAGUAACAGCAAUAUUGCUGGCAGCAAUAGCAACAGCAGCAGCAGCAACAACAUCAAUCAAAUCAAUGGCGCCGGCAGCAACAGGAAUCUGAAGCGAGUCUCCUCCGCUCCCCCUAUGCAGAAUCUGGCAGUGGUUAAUGGACCACCGCCACCGCCUUUGCCGCCUCCGUUGCGUGCGCCCGUGCAACGCAACAAUCUGAAUGCAGAACACGUCAACAACAACAGCAACAACAAUAGCAACAACAACAGCAUCUACAAGAAGAAUCACUUUAGUGCAGCAGCAACAACAAACAGUGCAGGUGGCAACCCUGCGGCAAGCACAACCACAGCUGCCACACACGACGCCGUCGACUCGGACUCUGGCCUCGAGGUGGUCGAGGAGCCAAGUCUGCGCCCCUCGGAAUUGGUGCGUGGCAAUCACAAUCGCACCAUGUCCACCAUAUCAGCGAACAAGAAAGCCAAGCUCCUCAAUGGUAACAACAUUGCUGGCAACGGCAACAACAGUAAUGCUAACGGUAACAACAACACUGAAUCAGCAGCCGCCGCCGCCGCUGCUGGAGAUGGGCAUUAUCAGCCAGCACCAGGGGCAAGCCAGCAUCAACAGCAUCAUCCGAAUGCCAGCAGCCUCUACGGUUAUGCGGAGGGCAAACCGCGUGGCAACAGCAGCUACUAUCAGCAACCACAGCAACUGCAGCAGCAGCAGCAACAAUCUGUCUAUGGCGGCAGCCUCUAUGCCGUUGGCUCCUCCGUCGAGGAUCACUAUGAGCUGCAGUCACAAUCGCAGUACGGCGGCAGCUACAAUGGCGAAGGAGUUGGCAUUGGAGUUGGCGUUGGAGCGUCUGCAAUGCGCUCGGGUGGCCCCAAUUUGGUCAACAAGCAGCUGGUGCUGCCAUUUGUGCCGCCCAGUUUUCCCAAUAAAUCACAAGACGGCGUCACGCAUCUCAUCAAGCCGUCCGAGUAUCUGAAGAGCAUUAGCGAUAAGCGUUCGUGUCCAUCCUCUGCUCGCUCCACGGAUACCGAGGACUACAUGCAGAUACAGAUUGCUCAGCAGCAGCAUCCACAUCCACAUCAACAUCCACAUCAUCAUCAUCCGUUGCCGCAUCAGUUGCAGCAUCAGUUGCAGCAUCAGCCGCAUCAUGGGGGCAUGGGCGUGGGCGAGCAGCCGCCAUUGCCACCGCCGCCGCCACCAUUGCCGCACAUGAUGCCGCCACCGAUGCCGAACAUGAUGCUCUCGAACAUGUCCGGCGAUGCCGGCAGCAGCACCAACACCAAGUCACAGAAGCCGAAGAAGCCGGGCCAUGGGGCAGCGCCCAGCAGCCAGGAUACGGCGACACGCAAACAGCAUCAGCCGCUGUCUGCCAUCUCGAUUCAAGAUCUGAACAGUGUGCAGCUGCGUCGCACGGACACGCAAAAGGUGCCAAAGCCGUAUCAGAUGCCGGCGCGCAGCCUGAGCAUGCAGUGUCUGACAACGAGCACGGACACGUAUCUGAAGACCGAUCUGAUUGCCGAGCUGAAGAUCUCCAAGGAUAUACCGGGCAUCAAGAAGAUGAAGGUCGAACAACAGAUGGCCAAUCGCAUGGACUCUGAGCACUAUAUGGAGAUAACCAAACAGUUCACAGCGAACAACUAUGUGGAUCAGAUCUACUUGCAGAUACCAGAAAAGGAUCAGGCGGGCAAUGCCAUACCCGAUUGGAAGCGCCAGAUGAUGGCCAAGAAGGCGGCGGAGCGUGCCAAAAAGGACUUUGAGGAUCGCAUGGCUCAGGAGGCUGAGUCGCGUCGUCUCUCCCAGAUACCGCAAUGGAAACGCGAUCUAUUGGCGCGUCGCGAAGAGACUGAGAACAAGCUGAAAGCGGCCAUCUACACGCCCAAGGUGGAGGAGAAUAAUCGCAUUGCGGACACGUGGCGUCUGAAGAAUCGCGCCAUGUCCAUUGACAACAUCAAUCUGGCCAGCGUUGGUGGCCUCAAUGUCGAGCAGCAUUACCAGCAGCUGCAGCUGCUCCAGCAACAGACACUCCAAUCGCACUCCCAAUCGCAGUCACAGUUGCAGCUGCAACAUCCACAGGGCAACAAGGAGAAUCACAGCGAAUCGAAGGCUAAUCAUGAUCAGGAGUCGCCACAGCAGCAGCAGCAACAGCAGCAGCAAAUGCAACAGCAACAGCAACAGCAGCCAGAUGGACUCGAGCAUGGCGAGGAGCAGGAGCAGGAUGACAAUGACAACAUCAUUCCGUGGCGUGCUCAGCUUCGCAAGACCAACAGUCGCCUCAGCUUGAUCUAAACUUGGGCAUCUGUCUGCAGCUCUCUUCAUCCGUGUUUAAGUCCUCAGUUUGUAGUGCAUUUUUUUUUUCGUUUCUUUUUUUUGUGUGGCAAUAUAUAACUAAACGAUUUGUGCAAUUCUAAAAAGAAAAUAUGCGAUAUGCGAGUGAAAUACAUUUAAAUUGUUAACCUUAAGUAUCUUUAAUAUAUAAUUCGUUAAACGCUGCUCUUCACAUUCAAGGCAAGCUUUAGAGAAAGAAUGAAAAAAAAACGAAAACGAAAUCGAAUCGAAUCAAUAUAUGUACUAUAUAAUCGAUUAACAUUGCGUGUACUAUAUAUAAAAAUUAUUAAACAUUUAUUUUUUUUUUUGUAUUUUGUUAGAGCAUAACCAUUAAUCGAAUGUAUGGCAUUGAUAUUCAUAAUUCAUAUUUAAAUAUUGCAAUGAAAUCAAUUUUGGUGUUGUG
Messenger RNA from Drosophila albomicans, 6450 nucleotides. RefSeq names its product homeobox protein 2 (gene f). Lineage: Eukaryota; Metazoa; Arthropoda; Insecta; Diptera; Drosophilidae. Gene Ontology annotation, cellular component: cytoplasm. Gene Ontology annotation, biological process: actin filament bundle assembly. The transcript is spliced from 12 exons. The record is from RefSeq and is a predicted model, not a curated record. Gene Ontology annotation, molecular function: actin filament binding. The coding region runs from base 51 to 6008 and encodes 1985 amino acids.